AUGCCGCCUCAACUUCCGAUCGAUAUCCUUCCUGAAAUAUUGCGACAUUUUGUAGGGGAACUUGACGAGCAAGAAAUCUUACACAACCUACUAUUUGUCAAUCGAACAUGGUGUCAGCAUUCUCUACCCCUUUUAUGGACUAAUCCAUUCCUGCUAUGUCAACAACCAGAGAAUCGUGCUAAAUUGGUGGAGACCGUGCUCGGUUGUCUCUCUGAUGAUGAUAAAGGGUACUUUGCACAACGCAAUCCUGAUCUACCAAUUUACCCUCGUCCGUCGAUCGAUUAUUCCAAGUACAUCACCAUACUAGAGGAGAAGAAUGUGAUCGAAGCAGUCAAUAAUUGUAAGACGGGGGCUGUUGUUGGUGGAGCUGAUGUCACCACGAUCGAGACAGACACAGAGAUUGAUAACGAUAAUGAGGUCAUAAAUGAUACAAGCAAAAGGGAAAAUGAACGAAAAUACGAGGCGACCGUGUUAAGUGCCAUGUUAUACAAGAUGUUUGUUGAACGAAGUAAUAAUAUUAAAUGGUUUAACCUCGAUUGUGAUGCUAUUAACGCCAAAUGGUACGAUGGCACGAUCACUCAUCAAGAUUACAUGGCUGAUAAAAUCUUGGAAGCGGUCGCAAAGCAUCAACAAAGUCUUACACGUCUUGCCGUCGCUUUUAACAGUGGUCCAAACAAUCCUGAUACUCCUGCUCUUUCCAAAUUGGUGGUCGAAUGUAUUAAAGUCCAAGGAAGAUUCUUAAACGAUUUUGUUAUUGAGAAUGCGGGUGGUGAUGAAUUUGCAGAAAUGCAUUAUGCACUAAAACCUCGCGCUAAUUCAUUGAAACGUGUCGGCUACACACAAUGCGAUUUCGCCAAAUUCCCAUGGGCUGUUGGAAUAGAGAUCCUGUUGCAGGUUGAAGAAUUAUACUUUAUUGCUUGUACGAACCUUCGUGAUAGUCAAUUGAAACAACUAGAAGGUCGGAUGGAGAAACCAUUCCCUGAAUUUUAUUACUAUGUUCUUAAAGGUCUUGAGUAA
This is a messenger RNA of Ambispora leptoticha, 1017 nucleotides long. The record is from the annotation of a GenBank genome assembly. Lineage: Eukaryota; Fungi; Glomeromycota; Glomeromycetes; Archaeosporales; Ambisporaceae.